AGACUAACCCUUUGGUGUCAGACAAAAUGUUUUCUAUUACAUUUUAAACAGUGUAACAUAACAUAAAACAGCAGAUUUAAAUAUUAAAACUAUGUUUAAGCAGGCGGAUUUGAGUUUUAAUAAAUAGUGGUUAAGAAAUUAAGAAAAAUGUAAAAUGUCUGGGUUAGGGUACAGUUACUAAAAUGAAUGGAAGUCAAUACAAAAUCCUAAAUAUGAUGGAAAGGCAAACUUUUGCGUGCGUGUGUGUGUGUGCGUGGGUGUGUGUGUGUGUGUGUGUGUGUGUGUGUGUGUGUGUGUGUGUGUGUGGGCUCUGGAUCCUCUGACUCUGGACUGAACUCCUGGUUUUCCGGCUGUAGUUCUUGGCUCUGGAUCGAGUGUUUUGCUGAGUUUGUGGUUAUUUUUUCUCCUUACGGAGAACUUAUGAAUCCAGGGAAAGAACUCUGAUUGGCUCAAGCUUUCAUGACCUUUAACCUCAGACAGACUGGAGCUGAUGCUACAUUUUAGUGUUUGAGCAGCUGGACUCUGAUGGUUCUAGUUCUGGUUUGAACUGUGAGCAGAACCUGAAGCAUGGGGAACGCCGAACAACUUCCUCUUUCACCUAACAACUUCCUGUCUGUUAGGGUCCAACCAGUAAGGCACAAGGACAAAGGCAUAUAUAAAAAAUAUUUUCUAUUUAUUUUUCCGAAAAAUCUUAACCAAAGGCUUUCAACAACAAAUCUCAAAAAUAUAGCAAAAUGGGCCCAAAAUAAAUCACCAACUAAGGCAGACCCAACUCAGGAUAACGAACCAAAAACUGACCUCACAAUGAACACAGGCUAAUUUAUACAUAGAGGCUAGUCUACACAAAUGAGGAGAAGUGGGAUAGGAUAUAAAGACAAACAAUGCAUAAACAUAAAUAACUAAUUCAAAACAAAACAUUUUGACUAGAACACAACUUUAAAAACAAAACAACCUAACACCAAAAAUCUUUUAGCAGUUAUGCCCUUAGUAGAGAGAGAGGCAGAUUCUUUAACAUCAAGUCUGGUGGUUGGUUCCACUUCCUGGUUUGCCUUUCAACCAGUCCUUCAAACUCAACCAGUCCUUCAAACUCAACCAGUCCUUCAAACUCAACCAGUCCUUCAAACUCAACCAGUCCUUCAAACUCAGCAAAACUAAGUAGUUAAUAAUUCAAAUAAAUAAAAGGUGUUUACUAAAUGUGUGCACCCAUAAUAGUAAACAACCUAAUGCAAUAAACACCACAAAAAGAGUGAAAUUAUAAAUAUAUUGUGUGAAAACAUUUAAAUAAAUACUAACACUGGGGAAAAGAUGGAGGAACCUCCAGACUAUCCAUUCAAAAUGUUUUAAUGUGAAAUUUUCAACCAAUAAAAUCAAUAUUUAGUGGCUUUUAAAGUCAAAUGUCAAAUAUAGUUUGGAGUUUUUUCAGCCUUAAAUUACCCUGAAAACCAUCAGGACAGAAAGUUUGAACCAGCAUGAAGCUGAUGAAGCUGAUGAAGCUGAUGAAGGUCUGGAACAUCUGCUCUGCUUCAAAUCAUGAAAACGAGAAACAAUGGAGGUUUGAAGGUUUCAGUUUUUCUGUCAUAUUUUGUUUUGAAUUAAUUAAGUCAUCAGUCAUUAUCAGUCUUUGUGGUUCUGGUUCUGCUGGCGGAUCAGAGGAAGUUCCUCCUGUUGGAUGGAUGCUGGUCUGAGCUGAACGUUGGACCGGCGUCUCCAUGGUGACAUCAUCAAACCUACAGAAGGACGACAGGACGUCCAUCCUGACUCUCCGGAUCAUUCCUGAUCAGAGUGUCAGCUCCAGCUGUUCCUCUGGGACCAAUCCAGCACCACGAUCCAGACCCGGCUCCCGGUCUGGGACCAGAACUGGGUCAUACUCAGCCGGAUCUGAUCGAUCCGGGUUUCUCAUGGUUCCUCCUGUUCAUGUCUUUCAUUUCUGCUCUUCACUCCAAGAUUUCUCCCAGCAGCUGAAGGAAAAUCUGUUAGGGAACCAGAACCUCUGAGGCCAUCUGGAGUCUGAUGGUUCAGAGUCCAGAAACAUUUCUGAUGGUUCUGGUUUCUUAUAUCUAUAUUCCUGAAGGCGGCACCUUUAAGAGAAACUAGCAGCAAUCAUUUGGAUGAUUUCAUCUGGCAGAAGAGAUUAAAUGGCGCUUCACCAAGUUAUGCAGUUAUAAAUGUUGCCGUUUCAAAGCUAAAUAUUUCAUAUUCUGGUCUGGCUCGGUUCUGGCUCAGCUUUGGUUCUGUUCUGGGUCAGACUGGUGGAGGUCAAAGGUCAGCGGAGGCUCUGACGUUGGACCAGCUGUAAAUGAAAUGAACGGAUGUCUAGUGCGCCCCCUUCUGGUUGUGUCAGAGGUUCUGGCUCGGUUUACUGCAGAUGACGAACUGCUCACAGCAGAACCGAAUUGGAGGGUAAACCUGGAACCGGAACCGAACCGUCAGCGGUUCUGGUUGCUGAUGUUUGAUAGAAAUGGUUCUGUUGACAGCUCGGCGCCACGUGAUCACCUGUCACCUUUCCUUUUAAUUUGUUGUCAUGGAAACCAAAGAGGGAGAGAGAAGGAGAGGAAGAGCGUCCCCGCCCCCUCCCUCCGCGCCGCCGCCGCACCGGGCAGAACCGAGCCGCGCGGAUCCACCGCUUGAUCCGUCCUGAACGGCAGCCCGCGGGUCCGGACCGCCCGAACCGGACUGUGUGUGUGUGUGUGUGUGUGUUUGUUUUGCUGUGGACCGGGGGAGCCGCUCUCCCCGCGCACCGACGUCUUUUAAUGACCGGAUUCGUUUUCUGCUGCGCGAUGUACAUGGACCGAAGCAGCGUGAGCAGAGGCCCCGCCUCCUCCACCAGCCCCACCCUGCUGGCUAAGAGCCUCUCUCUGGAGCCGUCCUGCUCUCCAUGUGGUCACCAGGGGGCGCUGGACGCUGACGCUCCCCUGCAGCCCGACUCGGACCCGGGGUCAGAGGAAGGGGCAGAGCCAGCAGAGAGCGGCGGGUCCGUGAAUGACACGGGGCCACCAGAGCUGCCAGUGACCACGGUAACGGCGCCAAACCGGAUCCGCCCGCCGCUGCCGGGGCCUAAACCUCAGGUUCCCCCGAAACCCCCCCACCUGCAGCAGCAAGCUGGAGCAAUGAGGCCACGCCCCCGAGUCCCGGAGAAGUCCCUCCCACCGCCGCCCCCCUGCAGGCCCCUCCCUGCUGACCCCCGGGGGGGCUGGACCCCCCCCAGCCAGGCCGACGGCACCGCCUCCCCCACCUGCGUCCUGUCGCUCAUCGAGAAGUUUGAGCGCGAACAGAUAAUCGUGGUGCCGGACAUCACCGGGGGGGCGCUGUGCCCCCGCCCACUGGACCCUCCUUCCCCCCGAUCUUCAUCACCUCCAUCCUCUGCCUCGCCUGUCCCCCCUCAACCCGGGGGGGCGGAGCCACCCAGUAACCUCACAGAGCAGGAUGACAUCACACAAGGGGCUGAGCUAUGUGAUGAAGAUGAUGAGGAGGAGGAGGAUGAAGAGCUAGCGGCGGCCUGUCGGGACGACGUCCAUCACAAACGUCUGUCCAUGGAGUCGGGUUACAGCGCCUCAGACAAACCGCUGGAGGAGGAGGUGGUUACCGUGGAAACGGAGGAGCAGCAGCCUCCAGACCAAUCAGAGCUGCCCUCCGAGCGUCUGUCCCUCCCCUCCUCGCAGACGGACGGGAAGUUGGCCAAUCGGGACAGCGGCAUCGACAGCAUCAGCUCGCCGUCGCACAGCGAGGAGCUCUGCUUCGCCGGCGUGGACGACGGGGGCGUGGCCUAUCCCUGCAGUCCCGCCCUGCUGCCCCGCCUCUCCAGCUCCUCGUCCACCGCCGGGGAGGUGGGAGAGGGGGAGGAGCCCCGGGGGAGGGCAAGGAGGAGGGAUUUCUCUGAGGAAGGGGACAGCGACCUGGAGGAGGAGGCGGAGCUAACGCUGGUUUUGGCCCCACCCAAACCGGACCGGCAGGAAUCCGUGGAGCUGUCCGUCCAUCAGCGGGUUUUCAACAUUGCCAACGAGCUUCUCCUCACCGAGACCGCCUACGUGUCCAAGCUCCACCUUUUGGACCAGGUGUUCUGCGCCCGCCUGCUGGAGGAGGCGCGCUGCCGCUCCUCGUUCCCCUGCGACGUGGUUCAGGGAAUCUUCUCCAACAUUUGCUCCAUCUACUGCUUCCACCAGCAGUUCCUGCUGCCGGCGCUGCAGAAACGCAUGGAGGAGUGGGACUCCAACUCGCGGAUCGGCGACAUCCUGCAGAAGCUGGCUCCCUUCCUUAAGAUGUAUGGAGAGUAUGUGAAGAAUUUUGACCGAGCCAUGGAGCUGGUGAACAUCUGGAUGGAGAGGUCCGCUCCGUUCAAGGCCAUCGUCCAGGAGAUUCAGAGGGAGGAGCGCUGCGGGAACCUGACGCUGCAGCACCACAUGCUGGAGCCGGUGCAGAGGAUACCCCGCUAUGAGCUGCUGCUCAAGGAUUACCUGAACCGCCUCCCAGAGGACGCCCCGGACCACCGGGACGCCCAGAAGUCUCUGGAGCUGAUCGCCACGGCCGCAGAACACUCCAAUGCUGCCAUUAGGAAGAUGGAGCGAAUGAGGAAGCUGCUGAAAGUUUAUGAGCUUCUGGGCGGAGAGGAAGACAUCGUCAACCCGACCAAUGAACUCAUCAAGGAGGGACACAUCCUCAAGCUGUCCAAUAAGAAUGGAACCACGCAGGACCGAUACCUGAUCCUGUUCAACGACCGGCUGCUGUACUGCGUCCCCAAGCUGCGCCUGAUUGGUCAGAAGUACAGCGUCCGCGCUCGCAUCGACGUGGACGGCAUGGAGCUUAAGGAGACCAGCAGCGUCGCUGUUCCCAGCAGAACCUUCCUGGUGUCUGGAAAACAGAGAUCCCUGGAGCUGCAGGCCAGAACGGAGGAAGAGAAGAAGGACUGGAUCCAGGCCAUCCAGGCCACCAUCCAGCGCCAUGAACAGACCAUGGAGAGCUUCAGACACCUCACCUGUUCUCUGCGAGACGACGAGUCCACGCCGCCCCACUCCCCGAGUUGCGUGGAGUUGGGAAAACGAGCGCCGACUCCGAUCCGGGAGAAGGAAGUGACUCUGUGCAUGAAGUGCCAGGAGCCGUUCAACUCCAUCACCAAGAGACGCCACCACUGCAAAGCCUGCGGACACGUGGUUUGUGGCAAAUGCUCGGAGUUUCGCGCUCGCUUGUCGUACGACAACAACCGGACCAACCGCGUCUGCGUGGAUUGCUACGUGACGCUGGUGGGGGCGUCGCCAACGCCGGGGGCUAUGAGCAGCAGCAGCCAGAGGAGGCGCUCCAUCCUGGAGAAACAGGCCUCGCUGGCCGCAGAGAACAGUGUGAUUUGUAGUUUUCUACACCACAUGGAGAAGGGCGGGGGGCGGGGCUGGCAGAAGGCGUGGUUCGUCAUCCCGGAGAACGAGCCGCUGGUGCUCUACGUCUACGGCGCUCCGCAGGAUGUGAAGGCGCAGCGCAGCAUCCCUCUGAUUGGCUUCGAGGUCUCGCCGCCCGAGUCAUGUGACCGCCUGGAGCGACGCCACGCCUUCAAGAUCUCUCAGAGUCACCUGACUCUCUACUUCAGCGCCGAGGGGGAGGAGCUACAGCGCAGGUGGAUGGAUGUCCUGUCCAGGGCCGGCAGGGGGGAGGAGCCUCUCAUCCAUCUGCCAAUCGUGGAGAGCGUGGAGGAAGAAGGGGAGGAGCUUGAUGGCGAGGCGGAAGGAGAGAACACCUGAUUUCAUUGGAGUGAAGACGAAGAUGAGGCUUAAUCUGGAAAACCUGUCCUGGUCGGACCGAAGAAAAAACAGAGCCAGAACCAAACCCAAGUUAAUCCAGAACCAAACCCAAGUUAAUCCAGAACCAAACCAGAGUUAAUCCAGAACUACGUUCCCAAACAUAGAAAUAUUCUAUAAUUUACCCAAAACCAAACCACAACUCACCUACCACAAACCCAGAAACAAAACAGGAGAAAUCUCUGGACAAUUCACAUUUCAUCCAAAAUAAAUCCAUAAAUCAUCUGGAAGUAAUAAACACAGAAUUUUUACAGAAACAAAAAGUGAAAAUCAGAACCAGAACAAAUCUAGAACCUUUCAGAACAACCUGAACACAAACCAACCAGCAGCCAAUCCAGAAACAUGAAUUUGAUGCUAGAAAAUAAGAUCAAAAUCAUUAGAACCGCAGGAACCAGAACUGAUCCGGACCGGUUCUGGUUCUGAUCCGGACCACAUCUUGUUCUGGUUCUGGGCAGCAUAGUCCAGAAAAGCAACACAUCAGGAUCAGAAUUAUUCACAGAUGAGCCAGUGAAGUUCUGCUGUUCUACGGACCCGACCCGGAGAACCGGAACCAUGAAGCACACAGAACAGUUCGCUCCGCAGUCUCCAGAUCCGACCCGGAUCUUCCUCUCCAGAGGAAGCUUCUCCUCUUCCUCCAUGUUCUGUAUGACUUUCUGCUGAAGGUCCGGAUCCAGCCUGGAUCGGAUCGGAUCCUGGGAGAACUGGGUCACAGAAGGUCAGGCCGGUGAGACUGGUCCGGUCCGGUCCGGUCUCAUCCCAGAAAGUUUUCACACCUUCACAGAACUUCCUGCAGAACCAACCCAAACAGCACAAACCGGGCACAGAGUUCUGCUCAGCAGGUUCUGUCUCACAUUCCUGAGGAUCCAAAGAUCUGAAGGUCUGGUCCAACAUCCCGCCCAGGUUCUUCACAAACAGCAGGGAACCAGAACCCGACCAGAACCACAGAUCCCUCCAGUUCACAGGCUAGAACCCAUCCGUCCCGCUGGACCGGCAGGAGGUUCUGCAGAACCGGAACCGUGGAGGUGAACUACAUUACCCAGCAUCCUCUCCCCCUGCUGGUGAGGUUGGGUACAGCAGGGCUUCUGUUCUCUGUGUGAAUAUAUUUCUAUUUGUUUACAGCAGAUCUCUGAUUUACUUCUUUUUCUUCCGUCUGAAACGAUUCCAAAAAAACACAAAUGAAACGUGGAACUGUUUAAUAUUUAAUGUUGGAGAUGAAAGCUAAUUUAAAAACUGAGUUUUAUGAGUUGGAGAAAAUCUUUAGAAAUGAUGGAAAUUUCAACUUUUAGUGUGAUUUUAUAAAAACCUUGUUUCAUUUUGCUUUUUAAUGAUCAGAGUGAUGAUGUAAGACAUGAUGUCAUCUCCAGUCUGUUGGAGCAGCUGAUUGGCAAGAGCACUGACCAAUCAGAGCAGAGAUUGGUUAUCCGCUGGCAGGUUUCAGUCUUUGGUCGUUUCCUGACAGAAGAAGAAACUGAUGGAGGAACGAUGAUGACGAGGAUGAUGAUGAUGAUGAUAAUGACGAGGAUGAUGAUGAUGACGAGGAUGAUGAUGAUGAUGAUGACGAGGAUGAUGAGGAUGAUGAUGAUGAUGAUGACGACGACGGGUUUGGGAUGUCUAAUCUCUGGAAGUUCUCCACAGACUGAAUGGAGUCUCUGACUGGUUGAAGAUGCUUCCAGCGUUUAGAUGGAGCCGACUCUGUUUGGACUGGCUCUCUCUCUCUCUCUCUCUCUCUCUCUCUCUCUCGCUCUCUCUCUCUCUCUUUUUUCACUUGUUUUCCAGAAAGUGUUUUAAAAUUUUAAAUCUUCUAAAUAUUCUUGUUGUUCUCAAGCUUUGAACCACAGAUGCUCUCUGGGUUCCCAGUUGGUUCCCAUUGGGUUCCCAGUUUGUUUCCAUUGGGUUCCCAGUUGGUACCCAUAGGGUUCCCAUUGGGUUCGAAGUUGGUUCCCAGUGGGUUCCCAGUUGGUUCCCAGUGGAUUCUUGCUUUGGGUUCUCUGUGUCCGUAAGUCUGGCUGUGUUCAUUCUGCUUAAUGGAGAAACUUUUGUAAAUAUAAUUUAUUAUUUUGACCUAAUGCUCAUGUGACUAUGUAAAGGUUAAAGGUCCUCCAAUCGGAGUCACACAGGACGUUCAGACUGGUAAAGCUUAAACAGAGAUCUGACGUGUUAGUGACGCUGGGUGCUGCAGUGGAAACUGAGGGAACCUGUUAGAUCAGGUGGAUGACCUGGUGCACCUGGUGCACCUGGAGUACCAGGUGCACCA
Molecule: messenger RNA, 8034 nt
Organism: Xiphophorus maculatus (southern platyfish)
Lineage: Eukaryota; Metazoa; Chordata; Actinopteri; Cyprinodontiformes; Poeciliidae
Gene: fgd1
Product: FYVE, RhoGEF and PH domain containing 1
Exons: 18
Coding region: 2751-5723 (990 amino acids)
Biological process (GO): filopodium assembly; cytoskeleton organization
Cellular component (GO): cytoplasm
Molecular function (GO): metal ion binding; guanyl-nucleotide exchange factor activity
Source: RefSeq, a predicted model, not a curated record